Molecule: messenger RNA, 1283 nt
Organism: Coffea eugenioides
Lineage: Eukaryota; Viridiplantae; Streptophyta; Magnoliopsida; Gentianales; Rubiaceae
Exons: 2
Coding region: 22-951 (309 amino acids)
Source: RefSeq, a predicted model, not a curated record
AGGAUUCAUUGGACUGAUGCAAUGGAUGAAGCUUUCCUCACAGCCUACGUCAGUUUUCGGGAAAAUAACAUUUGGGACAACAGGAAGUCGCUAGAGACCAACUACGACAUGUUGGCAGCCCAUUUGGCGAGCAAUCACAUACUGACUGUGACUGGCCAGCAAUUGCAGACCAGAUUCUAUUACAUCAAGAAGAAAUGGGACCUGUUCUGCAAUCUGCGUGGGAUUUCAUCAAAGACAGAGACCGGGGUUGGGUGGAGUGAGGACAGCUACUGUUUCACUGCUGAUGAUGAACAUUGGGCCAACUUGGAGCAGACCAAUGCCUCGUACGUUGACUUCAAAAAAGAGAAUUCAUGCUACUGGUACGAUCGGUUGACACCUCUACUGCUUGGAAGACAUGCCACAGGCAGCCGUGCCCAGUCUGCAAGCGAGGUCGUUCAUUUGGAACCGCCUCGCCGAGAACGGAUCAACUCUGCUAGUAAAAGUCGAAAGGGAAAAGGUAAAGCCUCUAGCUCGAGGGUGCCUACUCCGGUGAACGUACCAGCAGUUGAGGAUGACGACGACGUCUACUAUGUUCCCCCAGUUCCUGGUGCAGUUGGACAAAAACGGUCAGCCUCAAGCCUAGGAACCAGUGGUGAACCUGAAGGGAGUAGAGGUUCAAAAUCGACACGGUCAUCUACUGGUCUUGAGGAUGCUCUAAGCAAGAUCGGGAAUUACACCGACUUCGUUCUUGAGGACAGACGGAGUAGGUCGGAGUACGACUCCCUCCACGGCAUAAUGCAGUGCCAGGAUGUGAUCACCUCAAUGGAUAUUCCGGACGAGUGGAGACUUGAAGCAUGUGAUCACUAUGCCAAAUAUGAGAACGAGGGUGCAAGGAUUAUUUUUAUUAGAGCUUCUGCAGCCGAUCGCUACGGCUACAUCCUGAAGUUGAUGAAGGCGAAAGGCUUGGCCUAAGAACACUUUCUGUGGCAUGCCACUUAUGUGGAAUGUUUGUACUAUUAAAGUAUUUACUGUCCUGUUUUCAGUUUUAAAAAAACUUCAGAAUGGGUAAGGAAAAGGUUCAUAUCAACAUUGUGGUCAUUGGUCACGUCGACUCUGGAAAGUCGACCACUACCGGUCACUUCAUCUACAAGCUUGGAGGAAUUGACAAGCGUGUGAUGCAGAGGUUUGAGAAAGAAGCUGCUGAAAUGAACAAGAGGUCAUUCAAGUAUGCUUGGGUGCUUGACAAGCUCAAGGCUGAGCGUGAACGUGGUAUCACCAUUGAUAUUGCCUUGUGGAAGUUUGAG